Molecule: messenger RNA, 1956 nt
Organism: Capsicum annuum
Lineage: Eukaryota; Viridiplantae; Streptophyta; Magnoliopsida; Solanales; Solanaceae
Product: polygalacturonase QRT3
Exons: 3
Coding region: 289-1758 (489 amino acids)
Molecular function (GO): polygalacturonase activity
Source: RefSeq, a predicted model, not a curated record
UCAAAAUAUAAAAGAAUAAUAACAUUCAAAGAGAGCCUUUAUUUUUCUCUGUCUAUUCUCACACUCUUUGUCUGUUUAGAUUUCUUAAAUCUAACUUUACUUACUUGCCAUUAUUUUGUUUUUAUUUGCUAGAUCUCUCUCUUUUCAUUGCCUACCUAUCUUGUCUACCCCCAUUUUUUUUUUUUCAAAAAAAGAAAAAACUUCUUUCUUAGUAUAUAUAUGGGAACCUAGAAUGUUUUUUCUUGGACUCAUUGACAUUGGUUGAAACUUGACACACACAAAUUGAACAUGGGAAAAAGAGCAUGGGCUUUUUCUCUUUUGUUCUUGGUUGUUUUGGCUUAUCUAUCCCAUGUUCAUGGAGAUGUUCAUCCUGGAAAAAAACAACAUGAUCAUCAAAAGAAGAAAAUGAAAGCUUUUAAAGCUUCAUUUAUUCGUCGCGAUUCGAUUGCUAAAUCUCCUUCUCCAUCUCCUUCUCCAUCUCCAUCUCCAUCACCAUCACCAUCACCAUCAGCAGUGACCGUUACACCAGGUCCAAGAGUAUAUCAUGUAACAUCAUAUGGUGCAGACGCAACUGGGAAAUUAGAUAGCACACAAGCAAUUCUACAAGCAAUUUCUGAUGCACUUCAGGGGCCAACAAAUGGUUUCUUGAUGCAAGGAAUAUCAAAUCUUGGUGGUGCUCAAAUUAAUCUUGAAGGUGGGAAUUACUUGAUCAGCCAGCCAUUGCAGUUCCCCGUUGUCGGCCGCGGCAAUCUCAUGAUUCAUGGAGGAACACUAAAAGCUUCAGAUAAUUUUCCAACAGAUGGAUAUCUCCUCGAUUUAUCGACAUCUUCAAACAAUGCUCCUGAAUAUUUCUUUGAAUUCAUAACCUUAAGAGAUUUAUUGUUGGAUUCUAAUUUCAGAGGAGGAGGUAUCCAGGUGAUAAAUUCACUCAGAACAAGCAUUGACAAUUGUUAUAUUACUCAUUUCACAACAAAUGGUAUUUUUGUCAAAGGUGGUCAUGAAACAUACAUUAGAAAUUCUUUCCUUGGACAACAUAUUACUGCUGGUGGUGAUCAAGUAGAGAGGAAUUUCUCUGGGACCGCGAUAAAUAUAAUUGGAAAUGACAAUUCUGUUACUGAUGUGGUGAUUUUUUCAGCUGAAAUUGGUAUAAUUUUAUCAGGCCAAGCAAAUUUGAUAUCAGGUGUACAUUGUUACAAUAAGGCAACUGGAUUUGGUGGCACUGGAAUUUACCUAAAACUCCCUGGUUUAACACAAACAAGAAUUGUGGAUUCCUAUUUAGAUUAUACUGGGAUUGUGGCAGAAGAUCCAGUUCAGCUCCAUAUUUCAAACACUUUUUUUCUUGGAGAUGCAUUUAUUAAAUUGAAAUCAAUAAAUGGUCUUGUGAAUGGAGUUAACAUUGUGGACAACAUGUUUGCUGGAUCAGAUAAAGGGAUUGAUAUUGUUCAAUUGGACCAAUCUAAUGGACAUUUCAAGACAAUUGAUCAAGUUGUGGUGGAUAGAAACAAUGUUAAAGGGAUGAAUCUUAAGUCUACUAUUGGAAGUGGAGUUGUUCAGGGGAAUGGUACCUCAUGGAUUGUGGAUUUUAAUCCAAUUCUUGUAUUCCCUAACCUCAUUAAAAAUGUUCAAUACACUUUUUACCCUAGUAGGAACUCUUUCGUUAAUCAUGCUUUAAGAAAUGUAUCGAACAAUCGGGUUUGGAUUGAAUCACAAGAACAAGUUCCAGCUAGUGUUUUCGUGGUGGUGAAUCAAGGGACAUGAUCGAUCGAACAUGUAUAGGAUCAAGAAAUUAACAAGCAUAGGGAUAUUAUAUUAUUAUUUUCAUCUUGUCAUGGAUCAAAAAUCAUUAGAGCUCUUGAAUCAUUCUUUUUCAAGAAAUCUUUAUGUUUAAUGUGAUUUUAUUUCGACCCAUGGAAAAAAGUAUAAUCCAACAAUACAAGGAAGGCUUUUUUCUUUUAA